AUGAAGAGGAGAAAGAGAAAUCGAAGAAAUAUACCGACAAGAAGCGAAAAGCAAGUCCAAGAAAUCUUUAAGUCGAAAAUAAAGUACUAGUUACUCAAAAACAUCGAAACAAAUUUACGUCAAAGUUUCAUCCUGAUCCAAUAGUAAUCACCAAAAUAAACGGCACGCAGAUAUAGUGUUAAAAGACAAGAAUGACACACAACAUCGCAGAAACUCAUCGCAUGUUAAGUUAUACCAGGAAAUUCCUGAUGCUGAAGAAGAAAUCCAGAGUGAUCGCAAGCAUGACAGACAAACGGAAAUUCGCGAAGAAAACACCGAAGCAACUCAAACAGAAACCAACCAGAGUACUACAGAAGCGGAAAUUGUUCUACGUAGAUCAACGCGGAGAAAUAGAAAACAACCAGACUAUCUAAAAGUAAGUUAAUUAAGUUAGUCAGGUUUAAAAUGCAGACUGUUGACAUUUAUUUAGUUUUAAGAACACGGUAAUGGAACCCCGUAAUAGUAAUUCCAAGACACUAAGUCUUAGAACGGAACUACAAAGUAAGGAAGUAAAGAACUACAUAGAAUUAGAGACUAUUAGAAACUUUAAAGGUUGAUAUUAUUAUAACUAUAAUUAAGGAAGGGAUGUUGUAUCCUAAUGCUGAUUGGUCAGCUAUAAGUGAUUAACAUAUAAGAUUAAGUCACGAGACAUUAGAUUAGGAGACGCUAAGCCAGAGAGCAAGCAUACAUGUAUAAUAUAGCAGAGUAAAUAUAUGUUAUAAAAGUUGAAUAAAGGAGGAUAUAAAAAUAUGUUAUGCAAUUAAUGCAAGAAAAGACAACAUUACUCUGUGUCAGUUAAAUGCCUUGCAAGUUGCAGAAAAAUUAUCUUGUGUAACAUGCGCUUAGUUACUUUUGUUUCUCUAUAGGAAUUCGAGGCGUACAAAACCCAUACCGAGAAACUUUUAUUGAAAGAAAGAGAGUUAAAUUCCAAAUUGCGUCAAAUUAUUG
Messenger RNA from Paramuricea clavata, 987 nucleotides. Lineage: Eukaryota; Metazoa; Cnidaria; Anthozoa; Malacalcyonacea; Plexauridae. The record is from the annotation of a GenBank genome assembly.